AUGCCCGGCCCAGACGGAAAACCCUCGUUGCUCGAUCAGCCUAUGCCAUCGUCUUUUGACGAGAACAACGAAUUUUACGAUGAGCGCGUUCUUCACAAGGCCUUCCGCAAGCUCAAGGAAGAGCCUCUGAUUCCUCUUGGCUGUGGUCUGACCGUCUUCGCCUUCGUCAAUGCCUGGCGCGCAACCCGCCGCGGCGACGCCAGACAAGCCAACAAGAUGUUCCGGGCCCGUGUCGCCGCCCAGGGCUUCACUGUCUUCGCCAUGCUCGCCGGUAGCAUGUACUACAACAAGGACCGCGAACGCACCGCCGAGCUGCGCAAGAUCAAGGAGGCCAAGGACGCCGAGGAGCAGCGCCAGCGCUGGAUCCGUGAACUCGAGGCCCGCGACGAGGAGGAAAAGGCGCUCAAGGCGAGGAUGUUGCAGAGGAGAGCGAGGCUCGAUGCCAAGAACACUGGCGAAGAUACGUUGGCCGAGGGAGAGCAGGGCAAGACUGGGGGUGUCCUCGGCGCGCUGGGCUUGUCGGCGUGGAAGAAGCCUGAGGAGGGAGACGCUACUGCAACUGAGAAGCCGGCUGAGGAGAAGGCGCAGAAGAAGGAGAAUCCGAAGAGCUCGCUUGGUGCCAUUGGCGAGAUUUACGGCAGAAAGCCGUCGCCGUCGUCAGCCGAAGGGUCAUCAGAAGAGCCCAAGAAAUAA
Molecule: messenger RNA, 693 nt
Organism: Colletotrichum acutatum
Lineage: Eukaryota; Fungi; Ascomycota; Sordariomycetes; Glomerellales; Glomerellaceae
Product: hypoxia induced protein conserved region-domain-containing protein
Exons: 3
Coding region: 1-693 (230 amino acids)
Biological process (GO): mitochondrial respirasome assembly
Cellular component (GO): mitochondrion
Source: RefSeq, a predicted model, not a curated record